CCGGAGAGGAAUUAAACUUUUCACAUUAGUUGCUUUCUGCUCCGCAAAUUUUUUUUUUUUUUUUUGGUCGCUGAUAAUUUUAUUAAAAAUAAAAGAUUGUACGGGAUUCCCUUGCUAAAAUUAAAGUGGGAGGAUGAAAUUUAUAAAGGAAGUUGUGGUGCGAUGAUGUCAGUCGGUUUGCAGAAAUGAUAUAUCUGUUUUUCAAAUUCAGCAUAUAAAAAGAGAAUAAUAAAUUUUGGAGAGACAGUGAGUUCUUGAAUUCUGCGACAGUAAAUUCAAGAUAUUCAGAAGCACUGCAUUUGCAAAGAGUAUCAGUAAUUUUUAAACAAUUUUUGUUAUUCAAUCGCCAUUUCAUCUAAUCUGUGUGAUAACAACAUUGAAAACAAUGGCACACUUACUGCAAUUGUUCAAGUUGUUGACGAUUUUCAUCAUGUGCUACGAUUUUGGAAAUUGUUUUCAAAAAAAUCCAAUUGACGACCAAUGUCUAAGAGGAGAACCGAAAUUAUUGAUCAAGGAAACAAUAAUUGACGAAGAUAAAUUAUUUUGGUCAGCAUGUGAAGAGCAAAAUUCAACAAGUGUUUCUAUAAAUCUGGCAAAUUUAAAUAUAGAAAGUCUUCCAAACAAUUUUAUAAAUAGUGAUUAUGUGUCGUGUUUAGAUUUACAAAAUAAUAAUUUUGGAUCGACAGUACAUGUAAGUGACUUUUCAAAAGUGCCAAAUCUCAAGUAUUUAAAUCUAGGAAAUACCAAGAUUGUUUUAGAAAGUUUCUUCAGUUAUUCUUACUAUAGUGUUUCGCAGAAUAUUGAAACAUUAAUUUUAAACAAUUUACAAGCUUUUCAAGUACAAGAAUAUGAUUAUACAGUAAGUUUUGAUGGUUUUAAUACUGUAUUAAAGUUUUGGCCAAGAAAAUUAAAGAAACUUUCUUUGCGCAACAUCAAUUUCACAGACAAUAAAAAUUUUGAAUCAUUUGACUUUAGUUUGACAAAAAUAACCCAUUUGAUUUUGUCAGACAACAAUAUUGAUGUAAUAAAUAGUGAGUUUUUCAACAAAUUUCCCACAACAUUAACACAUUUGUUUGUGGACAGAUGUAAUCUCCAAUCAUAUUCAGCAUCAAUAAAUAAAACAGCAUCUUUAAUUUAUCUAUCAAUGGAUAGCAACUCAUUUUCAAGUGAUGGUUGUUUGGACUUUGAUAGUCAUCCGGAUUUGAAAUAUUUAUCUUUAUCAAAUUGUGAAAUUAGUAGUAUUUUACAAAAUACAUUUUAUUCUAAUUCGAAACUCAUAAAUUUGGAUUUGUCAAACAAUCGAUUGAAUCAACUUUCUGAUAAGCUGUUCCUCAAGACGAUCGCAUUGGAAACUUUAAAUCUAAAUAACAAUAAAUGUAGUAAGUUACCAAAGUUGAAAACUUUAACGAACCUCAAGGAAUUAUAUAUUAAUGGCAAUAAUAUCUCACGGUUGGUUGAAGAUUCUUUUGAUAAUUUAAAUAAUUUGGAAGUCUUAACACUAAGUAGAAAUUAUAUCGUUUACAUUGAAGACAAUGCUAUGAACAAUUUAUCAAAUUUAAGAAUAUUAGAUCUCUCUAAAAAUAACAUAUUCAAUUUCGAAUAUAAAUCGUCUUUCAGUCUUCAGUGUUUGAGUUUAACCAAAAAUUAUCUGUACUCAAUGACUAAUAUACAAUUAGGUAACACAACAUUAAAAUAUUUGUUUAUUGAUCAAAAUCCUGUGGAUGAAAUAACCCCCAUGUCAAUUAAUUAUUUAACCAAAGACACAAGCAUAAUAUUCAGAUAAUAUCUUCAGCAUCCGGAGGAAAUUUAAAUCCUUAGCAUUAGUUGUCACCCGAGAGGAAAUUUAUGUCUAACCUUUGAUAAUUUUUGAAGAAAAAAAAGAUUCCACGUAUGAUUCCCUUGUCAAGAAUUAACGUGGGUGGAUAAAUAUGUAUAAAAGAGAUUUAUUGCUAAAAUUAGAGACAGUAAGUUUUUGUAGAGCGACGUACAAUAAGGAUUUCACAGAAGCGUUAAAAUUUAUUUGUUCUGGUAAAUAGUUUCAAAAAUCAAAGUGAAUGUUUCUUUGGAUGAGAACUGUAAACAGUUUGUGAUUGACUCAACAAUAAACAGUGAACAAUAAACAGUAAACAAUAAACAUUUUUACACAGUAAAAAGUGAACAGUAAACACUAAACAA
Leptopilina heterotoma is the source of this 2175-nucleotide messenger RNA. RefSeq names its product leucine-rich repeat-containing protein 15-like. The record is from RefSeq and is a predicted model, not a curated record. Gene Ontology annotation, molecular function: protein binding. The transcript has a single exon. Bases 386 to 1783 code for a protein of 465 amino acids. NCBI's taxonomy places the organism in Eukaryota, Metazoa, Arthropoda, Insecta, Hymenoptera, Figitidae.